Messenger RNA from Salvelinus sp. IW2-2015, 7041 nucleotides. The record is from RefSeq and is a predicted model, not a curated record. NCBI's taxonomy places the organism in Eukaryota, Metazoa, Chordata, Actinopteri, Salmoniformes, Salmonidae.
CUCAACCUUAGAGUCAGUGCCACAGUUCCUCUGCAGUGUGAUCGGGAGGGUGUCCGUCUGUUUCUGAAGUGCUGAGUUUCAGUGUGUGCCGAUAACCAAGGCUCCUCUGCGGUCUAUCAGCCCCAUCUCCACCACGCUCAUCCGCCUUCCUUCGGGGGAGCUGGACAAGCCAGCUGCACAGAGAGGAAAUACCAGGAGGAUAAUGACCUAAAGACCUUUGUCAUUUUGCAGAUUUUUGUUUUUACCAAAGGCUGUGGAAUACAGCUAUUUCAGCUCAGGGUGUUCUUUUUGGUGCUAGCUAGAAGAUGAGGAAACACCGGCUGUUACCGCUGUGCGCUCUUCUGGGUGUCCUGUUCGCAGGACUUCUGCCCAAACUUGAUGCCCAGGGUCAGGAAGCACACGAGUCAGCUGACCUUGUACUCUUAAUUGACGGAUCUGAGAACGUUGGAGCGGCCAACUUCCCCCGCGUGCGCGAUUUGGCUAUGAAAGUCAUUGAGGGCCUCGAUGUGGGCAGGGACACAAUUCGGGUGGCUGUGGCUCUGUACAGCGCGGACCUAGAGAUUCAGUUCUUUCUAAAUAGCUAUGACACCAAAGCCGCUGUCCUGGAUGCUGUGAAGGCCCUUCGGUUCACAGGCGGCGAUGAGGCUAACCUUGGAGCCGCCUUGGAGAAAGUACCUGGGAUCCUGUUGGUUCCGGAAUCAGGGGGCAGGGCAGAGGAGGGGGUGCCCCAAGCUCUGGUGGUGAUCAGUGCCGGGCCGUCCAAUGACGAUUUCAGUGCGGGUGACAGGGCUCUUAAGGCAGCGAGCAUUAUCACGUUUGGCGUGGUGGUCGGCGGCGAGGCUACCGCCGAGCUGGAGACUAUCGCCACAGACAAGAGCUUUGUUCUGUCGGCCCCCGAUUUCAGGGCAGUGGCAAGCAUGGGUGACCAGUUGCUACCAUAUGUUAACGCGGUAGCCCAGCGCAACAUUGUCAUUCAGAAUGAAUUCACAGAAGCCUUGGAAGUGGGAAAAAGGGAUAUCAUUUUUCUCAUUGACAGCACUAUGGGUGCCACAAUGAUCAACUCUCUUCGUGAGUUUAUCAAAAAGUUUGUUGACACCAUGCCAAUCGGACCGGAUCAAGUGCAAGUGGGUGUGGCCCAGUUCAGCAACACUGCCAGGCUUGAGAUAGAGCUGAACUCAUAUGGAUCCAAGGAAGACCUGAGUGCAGCCCUGGGCAGACUCAAGCCAAGACCAGGACAAGUGGUGAACAUCGGGGCGGCCCUGGACUUUGUGAGGACCAACAUGCUGAGGGCUGACAAGGGGAGUCGUAUUCAGCAGGGCGUGCCCCAGCUGGUUCUGUUGUUGACCAGUAAGAAGUCCAGUGACAGUGUGGGGCAGGCUGCUGAGGCACUGCAGCGCAUGGGGGUUCUGACCCUGGCUGUCGGCUCUAAGACUGCCGAUGAGCAGGAGCUGAAGCAGAUUGCCUUUGAUGAGAGUUUGGUGUUCAUGCUGCAGGACUUCCGCACAUUGCUUCGCAACCCAGGGAUGAUUGUCUCUCUCCUCUCCACUCUAUCUGGGGCUGUGGUGACUGAGGGACCCACAGAGCCAGUGGUUGAAAUUACAACAGUGCAGACCCAGMGAGUAGUCAGAGACAUCGUCUUUAUGGUGGAUGGCUCUAGCUACAUUGGGGGCGCCAAUCUUCCAUAUGUGCGGGAUUUCAUUGUCGGCGUGGUAAACCUGCUGGACGUGCGGCCCGACAGGGUGCGCAUUGGCCUUAUGCAGUUUGCAGAGAACCCAAAGAUCGAAUUCUACCUGAACACGCACAACACAAAGCAAGAUGUGCUGGCUAAAGUUGGUCAGCUCAGGCUAAUGGGAGGGUCUGCUUUGAACACGGGAGCUGCGAUGGAUUACGCACUUACCAACAUGUUCCAGGCCUCGACUGGGUCACGUAAGAGGCAGGGUGUCCAACAGGUGCUUCUCCUGAUCACUGGAGGCCCAUCCCAGGAUGAGGUUAAAGGGAUUGCAGACAAAGUGGCCGUGGCAGGUGUACUGACCUUCACAGUCAGUGCUGGCCAGGCAGAUGAGGCCUACUUGAAGACGGUCGCUUUCGUCCCAAACUUGGCUUACCAUGAAAGCAGAUUUGCUGACCUGCCAAGUGUUGUUGAACAGAUCAUGACUCCUUUGACUACUGUGGUCGGAGAUACAGACAUUUCACAAACAGAAAUAACCGAGGAACCUGCAGUCGUUGGAGGCGAGAGGGAUGUUGCGUUCCUGAUUGACGGCUCUGAUAAUGUCCGAGCAGAUUUCCCCUACAUCCGGGACUUUAUCCUUAAAGUCAUUGAGCCUCUUGAUAUUGGACAAGAUAGAGUCCGGAUUUCAGUUGUCCAGCAUAGUGAGAGGCCAGCUCCCAAUUUCUACCUGAAUACAUAUAAGGAUAAGGCUGAAGUUAUAAGGGCCGUUAAUGAUCUAAGACUGGCCGGUGGACGGAGUCUGAACACCGGAAUGGCUUUGAAAUUCAUGAAGGACACCAUCCUGUCCCCAGUUCAUGGUAGCCGUGCGGCUCAAAAUGUACCCCAAUUUUUGAUUGUUUUGAUCGGAGGCAAGUCUAAGGAUAGCGUGAAGGACUCUGCUGGUGCUUUAAAGAACGAUGGAGUGGUACCGUUUGGCGUUGGUGUCAAGGAUGCAGACCCUAAGCAAAUCGAGGCUAUUUCUCACAACCCAGCCUUUGCUUUCAACGUGAAGGAAUUCAGCCAGCUCAAUACGGUCCAACAAACGCUCAAUAGCUAUGUGAGCCUUCCCAAGGAAAAGCUGAAGGUCGUCCUGGAGGAAGAUGAGGGAGGACCCGGAGACAGAGGUCCUCCUGGUGUCAAUGGAACGCAAGGUUUCCAGGGCUGUCCUGGACAGAGGGGCAUCAAGGGUGGUCGUGGAUACUCUGGAGAAAAGGGGGAAUAUGGAGAGAUCGGCCUGGAUGGCAUAAACGGAGAAGAGGGCAAGAGUGGAGUCGCUGGACCCCCAGGAGACAGAGGGAACCCUGGGAGAAUGGGACCCAAAGGAACUAAAGGACAUGCAGGAGACAUCGGGGAUACAGGAAUCAGAGGAGAUCCUGGAACCACAGGUCAAGAUAACAAUGUGGCUGGACCUAAAGGAGACCCAGGCGAUGUCGGCCCAGUGGGAGAGUCAGGGGAGGAUGGUAAGAAGGGAGGCCCCGGUGAACCAGGCAGGACGGGUUCUGAUGGUAGAAGAGGCCCACCUGGACAAGCUGGAAACCCUGGCAAACCCGGAGGUGAUGGUGUGCAGGGAGAGCCUGGUAUCGGAGGAUCCAGAGGCCAAGCUGGACCAAUCGGUGCACCUGGAACCAGAGGUGAGGACGGGAACCCUGGACCAAGGGGUCCAGGAGGAGCCCAGGGAACCCCCGGAGACAAGGGCAGGAGAGGAGCUCUGGGUCGCAAGGGUGAGCCAGGAGAGCCCGGACCAAAAGGCAUCGUGGGACCUCUGGGACCUCGUGGUGAGCCUGGCGAAGAUGGUCGGGAUGGAUUUGGUAUCGCAGGGCCCAAAGGAAGAAAGGGUGAUGAGGGCUUCCCAGGAUUCCCAGGACCAAAGGGAGCGGCAGGUGAUGGAGGAAACAAUGGCGGACCAGGACCCAUAGGAAACCGUGGCCAGAGGGGUGUUUCAGGGGAAAUCGGUACUCCGGGUCAAAAGGGAGAGGUUGGAUACCCCGGGCCUUAUGGCCAGAAAGGACCGAGAGGACCUGGCGUUGUGCAAUGUGACCUUGUGAAGAAAAUCAGAGACAACUGUCCUUGCUGCUAUGGUCAACAGGAGUGCCCUCUCUACCCCACUGAGCUAGCCUUCGCCCUGGACGCCUCAGAYGGCGUGGGUCGGCCGGCAUUCAACAACAUGCGUGACGCCGUGCUCCGUCUGGUCGGCAACAUCACCAUCUCCGAGAGCAAUUGCCCACGCGGUGCCCGCGUGGCCCUCACCCUCUACAACAACGAGGUGACCACCGAGAUCCGCUUUGCCGAUGCGCUGAAGCGCCGCUCCCUGGUGCAGCGCGUGGAAGGCUUGCAGGCAUUACAGACGCGCAAACAGCGCAGCCUGGAGACGGCCAUGAACUUCCUGGCGCAGAACACCUUCAAGAGGGUGCGCAGCGGCUUCCUCAUGAGGAAGGUGGCCAUAUUCUUUGUCAACGGGCCAGUGAAGGAUCAGCGGGCGGUCAGCGCCGCGGCCCUCCGUCUCUACGACUCCGGCAUCGCCUCGGUGUUCCUGGUCAACAAAGAGGAUGGCCAGCUCACCAGAGCCCUGAAGAUGAACAACACUGGGUCAGCACUGGGUCAGGUGAUCGUACUGCCUAAUCCCGGAAGUGCACAGUACAACUCGGCUAUCCAAAAGGUCAUGAGCUGCCACAUCUGCCUGGACUCCUGCGCUCCAGACCAAAUUUGUGACUACGUCCCCCCUCAGCAGUCGAGAGACAGGAGGUCCUCCACCACCGACGUGGACAUUGACAUGGCCUUCAUCAUGGACAGCUCCGAGACCACCUACCCCACUGUCUUCACCGAGAUUAAACGCUACGUUGCGCACAUUGUAGAGCAGCUUGAAGUCUCGUCAGACCCUAUGGCAUCCAUCCACCACGCCCGUGUGGCUGUGAUCCAGCAGGCACCCUACGAGUUCCUGCGCAACAGUAGCGGCUCGCCAAUCCGCGUGGACGUGGGCCUGACCGACCACCGCUCGGCCCAAGACAUCCGCAACUUCCUCCUGGACAAAACGCCCCAACUGGAGGGUGGGCGGGCRCUGGCGGCAGCCAUCGAGCACACGGUGGAGCAGGUGUUUGAAAGGGCGCCCCACCAGCGUGACCUCAAGGUGCUGACAUUGUUCGUGACAGGCCCAGUGGAGGAGGAUGAGGAGCGGCUGGUUGCCGUGGCCACCGARGCCAAGUGCAAGGGCUAUUUCUUGGUCAUCCUGGGCGUUGGCGAGAAGCUGAGUGCUGGGGACGCCCGCGUGAUGAUGCGCAUGGCCAGUGAGCCCUCCGACGUCUUCUUCAAGAGGYUGACCAGCACCUCGCACUUCUACGACAAACACAUUCAGAACUUUGGCCGACUGCUGCCCAAGUAUCUCAGCAUUGAGAACGCUUUCUACAUGUCCCCUGAAGUCUCCAAAAACUGUCAUUGGUACCAGAGUGACCAGCCAUUCCCCAAGUUCCCCUUCCCCAAAUCACACCACAGCCAAGAGAAACAUCAAAAACACCAUGAAAAUCACCAGGCAGUCCAUCCAAGAAAGCACAAMGACCAAGAGGAGUUGCACGUAGCCAAUGCCACUUCCAGUGCCCUGACCCUGCGCUGGGCCAGCCCGGACCCCAAGCUCAUAGCCUACUUCGAGGUGGUGGUGACGCGCCUGCGCGACCACACACUGGUGCUGAGGAGGAAUGUGACAGGCACGGAGCUCACUGUAGGCGGCCUGGAGAGCGCCCAGACCUACCACGCCGYGGUGACCACACACACCGCCCAGGGCCACGUUGCGGCCGUACACAAAGGCAUUAUUACCACCAAAGCAGCAGCAGAGCAUAAGGUCGCUGCUCCCAUGGAGGUGACUGGUAUCAUAGCCACUGCACCACUGGACAAACCAGAGAUUGCUAACGAGCUCACAGACCCAUGCUCUCUUGACUUUGACCCUGGAUUGGCGUGCAAAAACCAUCAGGCUAAGUGGUUCUUUGACAGAAAGAAUGGGAUCUGUACCCAGUUCUGGUACGGUGGUUGUGAAGGCAAUGGCAAUAGGUUCGAGACUGAAUCCCAGUGCUUGAAACGCUGCAUGAGGUCAGAACCUCAGCAACAAGUGGAACAGCUUCAGACUGAGAUCCUUCCAGCUCCCGCGGCCUUGACAGGAGUGAAAAUCUGUCAGCUCCCCAAAGAGGAAGGCGCAUGCGCAAAGUUUGUUCUCAAGUGGCACUACGAUGCACUCAGCAAGAGCUGCUCACGCUUCUGGUACGGAGGCUGUGGCGGCAACCAGAAUCGCUUCGAAACUCAAGAGGAGUGUGAGAAGGCCUGUGGAAAAGCAGCUCUGCCUCGAGGGCAAAAGGCAUGGGAUUGGUUGGAUGAAAGCCGUGCAAACCCCGAGCGGCACUCACAGCGACGAGUGAGAAUGAAAGGAAAGAGAAGAAAAGGCUCGCUCGGUGCACCUGUCAACCAAGGAGUCAUUGCCGCAAUACGAACAUAGGAGGACWUUGAUUCAUUGUCAACGCAUUCCUCUUCUGAGAUUCGGAAGAAAACCAACUAAAAUGGCCAAAGAAAAGCUAUACCAAAGGAAAGGUGGCUGCACUGGAUUCCAUGAACAGGAUUUGAKCAAAAACAAUCUUGAAGUAGUCUUUUUCACAAAAUGAAAGCAACACAAUUUUUGCUGCAUGAUAUUUCCUACUGGUGCUACAUAGGGUUUUUUUGUUUUCUCUGAUGGAAUUGCAGAGUACRUCCAGUGUUUGUAAUGUAAAAUUCUGCAACAGUUACACCAUAUGUUUUCAUAAAAUAAUAAACUCAUGAGAAUAAGGUUUUAUAAUUCAAAUGUAUGUGUAUGAACAUCUUGGGACAGAGAUGAUCAAUAAAUUGUUAUUUACACAUACACACACACACACUCACAUUCACACACAGGUCCACAAUGACUUUGAAAGGCUCAUCAUAGGUUUAUUUUACUUCACUAUAUAAUAAGYAAGUAAGCAUUUCACUGUUACUCUACACAUGUUGUUUACGAAGCAUGUGAUGAAUAACAUUUGAUUUGAUAUAUCCCCCAAUUUACUUUCCCUCACCAUGCCAAAUACUCUCCUAGUUGCAGAGUUCACGCUGAUGUUAACACAAGUCCUACCUGGCAGUGUGUAUAUAAUGAGUUCAACCAAUUUCUCAGCGUCGAAAGGAAUUCAUCCUGUAACGUAAAUGCACUUCUGGAACCACUGCCUCAAACACAUGUUCCAGUUUUUGAAGAUGGAAUGUACUUGUCAAGCUGUUUUUUGUUUUGUUUUACUGAACUUUGUGUUUCAUCUGGGAACGGGGGGGAAAUAAAAAUGAAUUAGACUUUCUAAUAAGCUCGA